Messenger RNA from Trichobilharzia szidati, 4243 nucleotides. NCBI's taxonomy places the organism in Eukaryota, Metazoa, Platyhelminthes, Trematoda, Strigeidida, Schistosomatidae. The record is from the annotation of a GenBank genome assembly.
UAUAGAUAGAUAGAGAGGGAGAGAGAGAGAGAAAGAGAAGGCUAUAGAAUAGAAUUUUAGUCCUUAAUCUGACCUUUAUAUGGACAUUUUUUCAAAGUACAUUUAUUAUGUAUAUAUAUAUGUGUGUAUAUAUAUUUAGAAUUUACACAACGAAUGAUGUGAUCAUUAAGAAUAAAGGCGUAUUUUUCUAAAAGUGAAGAAUGUGAUAUUAAAAGUACUCAUGAUUACUUCUCAGGGAGAAAAAAUGAAGUUAUGUAAAAGCCACAGAAAUAUUUAAACACACACACACAAAAAAAUACGUAUAAUUACAGUUGAGUAAACUUUCUCAUUUUUAUUUUUGUAAAAGAAUUAUGGAAUUACACAUUGAAGGAAAACAUUUAGCCUCUUUAAAAGAGAAAUAGAAAUAGAUCUACGUCAUGUCAUUCAAGUGAUAUCAAUUCAUUAAUUAAAUGUUUCAACUGAUGAGAUGACAGAUAUUCCAAAACAGUGUUCGCUACCAACAGGAACGUCAACACCAACGCCAACACCAACGCCAGUAGCAACAAUUACUGCAAGUCGACUUCCACAUUCAUCCACUUAUUUAACUGGUAUCGAUGAGGAUACAAGAGGUGAAUCAGUCCACUCAAUGAUUGAUCUUCAACAUUUUCAUCAAAAACAGCACAAUUCAUCGAUUAGUACAUGUGCUGUACCGUUAAAUGUAUGCUGUGUCUGUGCCAAUGAAGAUGGUUUACAAUCACUGCAUUCAGAGAUAUUUGUAGUUUGUGCUUCACCAGGCUGUAAAUACAGUGGACCAAUACACAAAAAGUGUUUAGAUCAUUGGGAUUCAUGUUGUGAUUUCUAUUGCCAGCUGUUGAAUAAUGCAACUAGUUCAAUUCUAAAUCAAUCAUCAUCACCAAUCGAUAUCAACUCUCCGUCUUCAUUAUCAUCAACAUCAACAAAUAGUUUUAAUUUUAAUACUGGAAAUUUUGAUUCACCAAUUAGUAAAUCAUUUAUGGAAGGUUUAUUUCGACUUUAUGAAUGUCCAUUAUGCGGUCAGUAUACAUUGUAUCGAUCAUCGAUAAAUUCAAAAACUGGUCAAACUGAGAACAUGUCACCUAGUCAUCAUUUUACAAGUGUUCUUUGUGCUAUCCAGUAUGCAGCUGAGAAAUUAAAUCAACACGAGAGACUAACACAUUCAUCAGCUCAACAGGAUGUUUCACAGAUGAACUCACCAUUCACAAUGAAUCAACCUGUAGACUAUUAUGCUCCAACAAUUGGAUCAAUGCCAAAUUUUAAUGCAGACGAAUUUAAACAUCAACCAGCAUCAACAUUCAGUCAACCAUUCACUGGUAGAUCACAUUCAUAUACGCAACCACCACCGAUUACAAAUAAAUUUAGUGAUAUUUUAAGGCGAUUUUCAUUGAAUCGGGACACGAGUGAUACUACUUAUUUAUCAGCUGCUAGCAAAAAUAGUAGUAUUAGUGAUACAAGCAGUGGAUAUUAUAGUAGUCUAUCAACUGGUGACAGUUCUACUGAUCCAAGUCGACGUAACAGUAACAAUUCAUAUGCAUCAUUAAUGUUAGGCAUAACAACAGCAAUGAAGACACCAGAGGAGGAUACAAAAGAAGAUACAAUGAAAUUACACGAAGAUAAUUCUAUGCCCUGGAUGAUGCCAACGAACCAGACACUACCGAGAGCUUUGAUUAAGACAUCUACUAAAAGUGGUCCAACAAAACUGUCAUCAGAAACAAAUCCAAUGAAUGACCUACUUCAACGUCCAACUGAUUUGUUGUUAACCUCCAUGCCUACAGAAUCAUCAGCACCAACAGCCUCCACAAGACGAAGAGCUGGUUCAUCAAGUAUCAGUUUCGAUGAGACUUUCGAUACAAGUUUAGAUGCUACUAUUCUUAAUAACCCCAGUAGUACUAAUAGCAAUAAUGCUGCCAACAGUCAUAAUGACAUUAGAAGUAAUAAUAGUAAUAGUAAUAGUGAUACCACUAGUAAUGCUAAUAAUCAUAACACUAUGACCAGACCAAUUUCUGUUAUCGGCAGUCGACGACAUCAUUCAACAUCUUCAACUUUAAGUAGUACAAAUACAAGUAAUACAAAUAAUACAAUGAAUAAUAAUAAUAGCGUCGUUAAUAACAAUUUUAAAUCAAGUUCUGUUUGGACGAAUGAACCAUUGACGAACAAGUCAAGAAUCAGUCAUUGGCAUAAUAAUAAUAGUAGUAAUAAUAAUAAUAGUAGCAAUAACAAUAAUAGUACAGAUACAAAGGGUAGAAAAACAGUCAAUACUAAGGGGAAUAUCUUUCUACAACGUCGUGAUUUCAAUGUAUUCACGAAACUUCCAAAUUAUAAACAGAAUGCAUAUUUCAUUCAAAUGGAUGAUGAUAGUUGUACAGGGAAUGAAGAUACCCGGGCAUUUCUCCUAGCUCAACUGACUAAUCAUCGUGUCUCUGAAGUGUACUGUUUAGCCUGUCAACAGAUGCUACCAGUUUAUGAUCAUUUUCCUGUUAUUGAUGGUAUCUUUUUCAUCAGUCCACUGUGUCAUCGUUCCACAGAAGGUUAUCGUAAAGGUGGUGGUCUACGGGUUACUUGGCAUACAAAUGGUAUACAAAAUCAAUCAGUACCACAACAACAAACCCAACAGCAACAACAACAACAAACUAAUCGUACUUCAAAUUCCAAUAACACCAGUAAUAAUAAUAAUAGCAGUACUAAUACUAAUAAUACUAAUACUAAUUUGAUCUCUUCAACAAAUGAUUACCAAAAUAUCAAUAAGAUCGCGCUGAAACUGUUAGCCCCUUUGAAGAUUAUGUCACCGCCGCCUGGUUGUCUUGGUCCACGGCAACAGUUGAAUUCAGUACAGCAUAACAAUAUGAUCAAUAUGAUUACAUCAGAUCAAAACAGUUUACUGUCGAAUUCAACAACAUCACCAUCAUCAGUGUUGUCCUCAUCGAGAUAUUCGUCCAUCGCGACAUCGACGAGACAAGGACGUUAUCUGCAUGCCUUGUGUAUGAAUUGUAUGCAUACAGAAGAUUUGAUUUCAAACAAUAAGCUAAGUGAUGUCAAAUGUAUUAGGUGUAAAGUGUGCGGUAAACUUUGGUCUGGGGCGUCAUUACUUGUUGGCGGUCUUUAUACCUACGAUAUAUUCGCUGCAGUACCAUGCUGUUCAAAUCAUUUAACUUGUGGUUCAUGUCAAUCACGUUUAGAUGACUUAACUCUUCAGAAUUCUUCAUCACCAGUCCCACAACAACAGCAACAACAACAACCACAGCAGACAUCAACGCUGAAUACGGAAAGUCCACUAACCUUAUCAUCUAAUUAUCUACCUCCUCAUCACCAUCAUCAAGAUCAAUCAGGGAUCAAUAAAAUCAAUGAAAUGAAGGAUAAAUCAUCCAAUCAUGAUCUCACUAUUAAAUCUUUCCCAUUAAGUUAUUUUAGUCAAUAUAGUAACUUGAUCAUUUGUCCGUAUUGUUCAAAAGUCGACUAUCACUUCGUUAAAUUAUUUGAAGAUACCUACGAAGUUGUAAGCUGUUGUUAGAGUGGAAGAUACUGGAAAUUCUUAGAUUUUUAUUGAUUUAUUGAUUAACUUGACUUGAUUGGACUUAAUUUUUUUUCAAAGUUUUAGCAUUUUUCAUUCUUAUUUUACGUAACAAAACAACAUACAAAAACAUCAGGGAAAAGAGAUUAGUACUACUGAAUUCCUUUUUAGUAGAAAACUUGAUUUCACCCCAAUCUAUUUUCAAUGUCUUUUGUUAUUAUUAUUAUUACUAUUGUAGUCAUUAAUGUUGUUUUAUUUUGUUCGCGAAUAUUAAGUAUUUAUCACAGGGAAAGUCCAGCCCCCUCCCCCUUCUCCCAGCAGAUAAAACUUUGAAGGUUGGGUACCGACACUACCUUUCUCUUUACGUGUCUGAUGCUCAGGUUAUCUCGAAAACUCAGAUGUUGUUCUGCUUUAUUUAAGUAUAAAUUUUAUUGCUAUAGGUUUAAUCUGUAUGUCCUAUUUCUUUAUUUAUGUUUUCAAACUACUUAAUACCUAUUUUAGUAGUAUGUUUUUAAUUUCAUCAAAAUGUAUAUUUUUGUACUGUAGUCUAUUAUUUUCAACUCACACAAAACUUCAGUUUCUGUGUAUGUGUGUGACACAAAGCGCCAAAUUGUACAAAGAAUAAUACAGUACUGUCUAAUUGAAAUCCUCUUUAUCAUUUAUAUAGAAUAUUAUGUGGACUUCAACACCUAAUGUCGUUGUUUUUGGUUUCAUUUCUGC